Mytilus californianus (California mussel) is the source of this 842-nucleotide messenger RNA. Its product is annotated as beta-1,4-galactosyltransferase 4-like. Lineage: Eukaryota; Metazoa; Mollusca; Bivalvia; Mytilida; Mytilidae. Bases 30 to 752 code for a protein of 240 amino acids. Gene Ontology annotation, molecular function: glycosyltransferase activity. The record is from RefSeq and is a predicted model, not a curated record. The transcript has 6 exons. Gene Ontology annotation, biological process: carbohydrate metabolic process.
AUAUACCACUGAAUAGAUCUGUUUUGAACAUGACUAUUUUGAAAAGUAUUCAUUCCUAUAUGGAAGGUGGACAUUAUGGACCACCCAACUGUACACCUGUACAGAAAGUUGCCAUUAUUGUCCCAUACAGAGACAGAAAAAAACAACUCCAAGUCUUUUUGAAUAACAUGAUACCAAAACUAAAGCGACAACAACUAGAAUUUGCGAUAUAUGUUAUCGAGCAGAAAUCCGGUUUGCCAUUUAAUAGAGGUAUGAUGGCAAAUAUUGGAUUCAAAGAGGCCGUAUCUGACAUGGAAUAUGACUGUAUAGUAUUUCAUGACGUUGAUGUUUUACCCGAAGAUGACAGAAACUUUUACGUGUGUUCUGACAAUCCAAUUCACAUGUCAGUUAAGGUAGAGCAAUUUGGAUACCGUUUAAUAUAUGAAAAGUUGGCAGGUGGAAUAAUAACAUUCUCAAAAGAGCAGUUCGAAAAAAUAAACGGAUAUUCCAAUCAGUUCUUUGGAUGGGGAGGAGAAGAUGAUGACUUGUAUAGAAGGAUAAAAUUCAACAAGUAUGAAUUAAUUCGGCCGUUUGAAGAUUUUGGGAUUUGUGGUAGUGUUAACCACGAGCCUGCUGAAAAGAACAGUGAUAGGAGAAAAUUUUUAAAAUAUUCGUAUGAAGUGUGGAAAAAUGAUGGAUUAAGUAAUUUGAAAUACAACCUGUUACGGAAAGAAAAGAAACAUUUGUAUAGAUGGAUAUAUGUCAGCAUAUAAAUGAACAUACAGAAUCUGGUUUUAAGUCAACAUGAUGGCAGUAGCGACGAAUGCAUUGGUAAAAGAUGUGCACACUCACACACAAGAGAA